Messenger RNA from Lucilia sericata (common green bottle fly), 1231 nucleotides. Its product is annotated as extensin-like. Bases 71 to 1093 code for a protein of 340 amino acids. Lineage: Eukaryota; Metazoa; Arthropoda; Insecta; Diptera; Calliphoridae. The record is from RefSeq and is a predicted model, not a curated record. The transcript has 2 exons.
CAUCAUUCACAGCUCUACUGUAGAAGUGAUAUCAACUUAUCAAAAACCCAAAUCGGACAAAUACAUAACAAUGAAAUUCUUCAUUAUUGCUGUUUGUGCUAUAGCAGCCGUAUCGGCUGAUGUUUCUCAUUUGACUGGUCAGGGUUAUAAUUACGAUAAACCCUCUACCGUCUUUGAUGUACCACACUUGUCGUCUUCUGCUCCCUCUAAUGAAUACUUGCCACCUCAGCCUCAAUAUUCUGCACCAGCUCCAGUUCAUCAUCAAGAAUUGUCAGCCCCAAUUCCAGCUCCUGCUCCCUCCAACGAAUACUUGCCACCUCAACAUCAUCACUCUGCUCCUUCCAAUGAAUACUUGCCUCCUCAGCCUCAAUACUCUGCUCCCGCUCCAGUUCAUCAUCAAGAACUUUCGGCUCCUAUUCCAGCCCCAGCCCCCUCUAAUGAAUACUUGCCUCCUCAACCUCAAUACUCUGCUCCUGCACCCGUUUACCAACAACAACAAUCUGCCCCAGCUCCUUCCAAUGAAUACUUGCCUCCUCAGCCUCAAUAUUCUGCACCAGCUCCAGUUCAUCAUCAAGAAUUGUCAGCUCCAAUUCCAGCUCCUGCUCCCUCCAACGAAUACUUACCUCCUCAACCCCAAUACAAUGCACAAGCUUCUGGUAGCCACCAACAUCAUCACUCUGCCCCCUCCAACGAAUACUUGCCUCCUCAACCACAAUACUCUGCUCCCGCCCCUGUCUACCAACAACAACAAUCUGCCCCAGCUCCCUCCAAUGAAUACUUGCCUCCUCAGCCUCAAUAUUCUGCACCAGCUCCAGUUCAUCAUCAAGAAUUGUCUGCCCCAAUUCCAGCUCCUGCUCCCUCCAACCAAUACUUGCCUCCUCAGCCUCAAUACUCUGCUCCCGCCCCCGUCUACCAAGCACAACAAUCAGCCCCUGCACCCACCAACGAAUACUUGCCCCCAGUCAAUCAACCCCAACAUCAUGAACACCAUCACGAACAACACCAUCAUCAUGAAUCUCAAAGCCAAGCUGGUGGCUAUCAUUAUGAUGCUCCUGCUAGACGUAUCCGUUAUCGUUACCGUUACCGCAACUAGGUCUUCGCGAAAAUCGUUCGAAAAGUCAGCGUUACUUGUUAAAUUAACAAGUUAUUAUAAGUAUUGUUUGUUAUGAAUAUUGACUAUGUUCGUUUUAUGAUAAGUUUUAGUACAAUUUAAUAAAAAUUAAAUAAUUUU